AUGAGUGAACUGAUCGCACAGAGCUGUGCUAAAUUAGAAGAAUGGAAAGAAAAUGGUCAAUUUUAUCAGACUGACGAUUCGAUUUUGAAUGAUAUUGUUACGGAAUUAGAGCGUCUUCAAUCGUCAAAUGCGACAAGUUUCCGUCGAGAGAUGAAUAAAGUGACGAAAUUGUUGUCCGAAAAUAUCAUCUAUUUAAAUGAAUCCAUAUUGACCGUUCUCAUGAAUGAUUUUUUACAAUUAUUAAAACAAUGGCGUGAAUCAGAAAAUUUCAAAGUCUCAUACGAUUCUGAAACAUGUGAAAACUUAUGCACAAUAUUCACAGACUCCAAUUAUUCUCAUUACUCACAAAAUGAAUCAUUCAUUGAAGAAUUUAACCAAUGUCUACUCGCUAUUGCUCGCCUUGGAAAAGUAAUGUAUAUUCAUUCCAAUAUGAAAGUUAUCAGCAGUCUUUUUAUUAACUACACCAUUAUUCACAGUCAUAACAGAGGUUAUCUUAUUAACGAUUCACCAUUUGAAGAUGCAAUAUUCAAAUGUCUUUUUGCGCCGUACACAGCCGAAGUUGUGACUCAGUUGAAAGCGUCUGCAAAAUCCGGAGACCGCUCACCAGCCGAACAAUUUGUCUUUGACGGAUUAUUCGACUUUCUCAUGCUAAUGAAUAGAGAUCGACUUGAGCAACAAGCAUGGAUUGUUCGUAAACAUCUGCUUCCAUCCGUUUGUGAAUUAGUCAAAGGUUACGCAUCGGAAGGUGAACAUUGGUCAGAAUCGGCAAUUCGAAUGUUAGAAGAAGCAACACUAUUAUUUCUCUAUUACGUUCAAAUGACUGAAACAAGUGAUCAAGAUCUUGAUGUGCAAAUCUCUCUGGUUGAUACGGCUAUCAAGAUUCUUCCAGGAAAUUGUCGAUCGAUAGAAUUUCACAAACAUUGUAUUCAAUAUGUCUAUCUGGGCACACAGAAUGAUAAAAUAUUGGAUCAUUUAAAAAGCGAAAAGUUAACACCAACAAUGUUAAAACUAUUGACUAAAUAUGAGAAUGAAUCGGAUAUUCAAUUCAAUAUCUAUCGAAUUCUAGCUGCUAUUAUGACCGAAGAUGAUAUCAAACGACUUGCAGAUCCAGAAAAGAUAGCUCGAGUCUUUCUCGAUUGUUUACGAAGCAUAAUGCAUGAUUCAGUAUGGGUAGUACGGUUGAAAAACCUCUUAGCCAGUCUAAAAACUUUACUACAACAUGAUCAAAUUCGUGAUGAAAUAUAUAAACAAUCAGGCAUUUCACUCUUUAUUCAAUGUGCUAAUUCGUCACAAAAUGAUCCACUUGUUCAACAGCGUGCAUUAGAAAAUCUGUUGAUAAUGUCAUUCAAUAAAAAUGUUCAGAACGAACUGAAACAAAACACGGAUUUUCUUGAAUAUAUUAAAAAUAUGUCAGAGACUUCAACAAAUGUCGAUUUACAACGUGCUAGCGAAAGUUUAUUUUGGCUUUUAACCAAGGAGGAAACCUCAGAAUCAUCUCAUUCAACAGAUCAAUCGUCUAAAACAACUUAUGACAUCAUGAUCAGCUAUUGUCAUAAGGAUAAAGAUUUAUGUUUCCAACUCUAUGAUCGUUUACAAGAAGAUAAUUUUCGUGUAUGGAUAGAUCGCGAUCAAAUGCAUGGCACACCACUCGAAGCGAUGUCGAACGCGAUUGAAAACUCGGAAUUCGUCUUGGUUUGUAUGUCUGAUGGUUAUAAACAGAGUGGUUAUUGCAAAAUGGAAGCGUAUUAUGCUGUAGAACGGCAAUGCUUAAUUAUUCCACUGGUUGUAAAGGCACAAUAUCGACCCGAUGGAUGGCUUGGAAUUAUUGUUACAGGUCGCAUGCGUGUUGAUUUUCCUAAAUAUGGCUUUGAAGAUGCCUAUCAAAAGUUAAUAGUUGAAAUCAAUCGAACUCGUAAAGAGAAAAAAGCGGAUCUGAAAUCAACUCUAACGAGUAUGCAUCAUGAAAUGCCGAGUAAAAAUACACCACCAGUCAAUGAGGAGAAGACUAAACUACAAUCAACGUACCAGGCAAAAACUGAUCAUCGUCUACCUUCGAAUAUUGAACAAUGGACAAUCGAUGAUGUGCAACAAUUUCUUCUCAAACAACAUCUUGAAAGUUUACUACCGAUAUGUUCGCAAAUGACCGGAACGCGUCUAUUGGCAAUGUAUAAAAUGUGUCUGGUAAAUUCACCGCUGAUGUUUCAAUCUCUGAAUAACGAAUUAGUUAUGUCGAACACGAAGGAAAAACGACAAAUACUUACUCUCAGUGAAUAUUUGCAGUUUUUAGAAGAGACAAAAUCUUUCGUGCCAGCUUCAAUUGAAAAGUCUGAUCCAACAAAUGUACCUCGCUCAGCUUUAUGUGUGCUUUCGUGA
Messenger RNA from Adineta ricciae, 2373 nucleotides. The record is from the annotation of a GenBank genome assembly. Lineage: Eukaryota; Metazoa; Rotifera; Eurotatoria; Adinetida; Adinetidae.